Messenger RNA from Rhodotorula graminis WP1, 2179 nucleotides. RefSeq lists its product as uncharacterized. The transcript is spliced from 7 exons. Gene Ontology annotation, biological process: cellular response to unfolded protein; protein refolding; endoplasmic reticulum unfolded protein response. NCBI's taxonomy places the organism in Eukaryota, Fungi, Basidiomycota, Microbotryomycetes, Sporidiobolales, Sporidiobolaceae. The coding region runs from base 46 to 2034 and encodes 662 amino acids. The record is from RefSeq and is a predicted model, not a curated record. Gene Ontology annotation, molecular function: misfolded protein binding; ATP-dependent protein folding chaperone; ATP binding. Gene Ontology annotation, cellular component: cytoplasm; endoplasmic reticulum chaperone complex; membrane.
AGCAGCUCUCCCCCCGACCAAGCGCUUGCUCGACUACCUGCCACCAUGGCACCAUCGACUCGCUCGGCUCUCGCAGCCUGCCUCCUGGCGCUCGUCGCCCUCCUCGUCACCCUCAGCCCCGUCGCCGCUCAGAAGGAGGAGUACGGCACCGUUAUCGGUAUCGACCUCGGAACAACCUACUCUUGCGUCGGUGUCCAGCGCAACGGUCGCGUCGAGAUCAUCGCCAACGACCAGGGCAACCGCAUCACCCCGUCCUACGUCGGCUUCGCGGCCGGCUCUGGCGAGCGCCUCGUCGGCGACGCCGCCAAGAACCAGGCGCCGUCCAACCCGACCAACACGGUGUUUGACGCCAAGCGCCUCAUCGGCCGCCGCUUUGACGACAAGGAGGUGCAGCGCGACAUGAAGCACUACCCGUUCAAGGUCAAGGCGGGCUCGAUGCACCAGCCGGUCGUCGAGGUCAAGGUCGGCGAGCAGUCCAAGACGUUCACGGCCGAGGAGGUGUCGGCCAUGAUUCUCGGCAAGAUGAAGGAGACGGCCGAGACGUACCUCGGCAACAAGGUGACGCACGCCGUCGUCACAGUCCCGGCCUACUUCAACGACGCGCAGCGCCAGGCGACCAAGGACGCCGGCACGAUCGCGGGCCUCAACGUCCUCCGCGUCGUCAACGAGCCGACGGCGGCCGCGAUCGCGUACGGCCUCGACAAGACGGGCGGCGAGCGCAACAUCAUCGUGUACGACCUCGGCGGCGGCACGUUCGACGUCUCGCUCCUCUCGAUCGACGACGGCGUGUUCGAGGUGCUCGCGACCGCGGGCGACACGCACCUCGGCGGCGAGGACUUUGACAACCGCGUCAUCGACCACUUUGUCAAGGUGUGGCGCCGCAAGCACGACGGCCAGGACAUCACCAAGAACCUGCGCACCAUGGGCAAGCUCAAGCGCGAGGUCGAGAAGGCCAAGCGCACCCUGUCGUCCCAGAUGUCGACCAAGAUCGAGAUCGAGUCGUUCUUUGACGGCGAGGACUUUAGCGAGACGCUCACGCGCGCCAAGUUUGAGGAGCUCAACCUCGACCUGUUCCGCAAGACGAUGCGCCCGGUCGAGCAGGUCCUCAAGGACGCCAACUUCAAGAAGGAGCAGGUCGACGACAUUGUCCUCGUCGGUGGCUCGACCCGCAUCCCCAAGGUCCAGGAGCUCCUCCGCGAGUACUUCAACGGCAAGGAGCCGACCAAGGGCAUCAACCCGGACGAGGCGGUCGCGUACGGCGCGGCCGUCCAGGGCGGCAUCCUGUCGGGCGAGGAGGGCCUCGGCGACGUCGUCCUGAUCGACGUGUGCCCGCUCACGCUCGGCAUCGAGACGACCGGCGGCGUCUUUACCAAGCUCAUCCCGCGCAACACGGUCAUCCCGACCAAGAAGUCGCAGAUCUUUUCGACCGCGGCCGACAACCAGCCGACGGUCCUCAUCCAGGUCUUUGAGGGCGAGCGCGCCAUGACCAAGGACAACAACCACCUCGGCAAGUUUGAGCUCAACAGCAUCCCGCCGGCGCCGCGUGGCGUCCCGCAGAUCGAGGUCACGUUCGAGGUCGACGCGUCUGGCAUCAUGAAGGUGUCGGCGUCGGACAAGGGCACGGGCAAGUCCAACUCGGUGACGAUCACCAACGACAAGGGCCGGCUCUCGCCCGAGGACAUUGAGCGCAUGGUGGCCGACGCCGAGCGUUUCGCCGAGGAGGACGAGCUCGUCAAGAAGAACAUCGAGUCGCGCAACGCGCUCGAGAACCUCGCCUACUCGCUCAAGGGCCAGCUCGCCGACCAGGAAGGGCUCGGCGGCAAGCUCGACUCGGCCGACAAGAAGGAGGUCGAGGCUGAGAUCAAGAAGGUGCAGGACUGGCUCGACGAGCACGGCGCGAGCGCCAGUGCCGAGGACUUUGACGAGCAGCGCGAGCAGCUCCAGGCGGCUGUCGCCCCCAUCACGGCCAAGAUCUACUCGGGCGCCGGCGGUGCUGGCGACGACUCGGGCUCGUACUCGCACGACGAGCUCUGAGCGCCUUUGUCGUCGUCUCUCGAGCACGAGGUGGGCGCUUGUCGGAGCGAGUUCAGGGCUGAACGAGCGAGGGAGGACGAGCAGGAGGAGGUACAAAAGCAGCAGCAAGCACAACCGCAACGAGUUUCCCCUUUCUUUCCGUGUC